This is a messenger RNA of Nylanderia fulva, 1738 nucleotides long. The record is from RefSeq and is a predicted model, not a curated record. Lineage: Eukaryota; Metazoa; Arthropoda; Insecta; Hymenoptera; Formicidae.
UCGAAUUACUACACGUGGUUUUUAAUCUUAUUUUAUACUACAUACUCAAGAUCUAAAAUUCAAAUAUCUCCGACAAAAUGGCUGCCGAUAAUUCUAAGGCUUUUACUGUGCAAAAUAAUGUUUAUAAAGGAAAAGUGUCAUCUGUUGUAGUUAACUAUAACAGCCUGGCAGAGUUAAUAUGGUCCAAAAUGAAAAGCAAUGGAGAUAAAAUUGCACACUUGGACGCAUGCACUGAGAAAGUAGUUACGUAUACGAAGCUGCAAGACAAAGUCGUGAAAUGCGCAUUAUGGCUACAAAAACAAGAAAUCAAACCCGGCGAUGUUGUUACUGUGUGCACACACAAUCAUUUUGAUUCCAUUGUGCCUUGCUUGGCGGCAAUUUACGUCAACGCGAUCUUUAAUCCGUGGUAUGAGGGCAUGGAUUUGCAAACCGCGCUGCAUGUCAUGCAACUGACAACUCCGAAAGUGAUCUUCUGCAGCGAGAAACCCGCGAAUAUUAUUUUGAGAGCGAUAAAAGAAAGCAACUUUAACCCCAUUGUUGUGGUCUUUGGCGAUCAUCCAGACGCGAUCACGUUUUCAAACAUUUUGAAUAAUCACAGCAAUGCAGAAGUGACAAAUUUUCGAUAUGUCGAGAUCGACAACAUCAAGCAAACGGCGUGCAUCAUACAUUCCUCAGGCACCACUGGAAUGCCAAAAGGCGUCGAAAUGUCCAAUUACUGUCUAAUAAUCGCCAGCGUGGAUACAAAUGUAAAUUUGAACAAUGCGGUGUCAAUUUGGUUCUCAUCACUUUAUUGGUUCAGUGGAAUAAUAAUGAACCUAAAAUCCAUCGUGCAGGGCGCCACAGUAAUUUUAUAUCCGGAAUUUGAUGAAGAAAUGACGUGUAAAUUAAUCGAGAAAUAUAAGGUAACGGUGAUUUUUCUAAGUCCGAGCAUGAUCAAUAGAUUUCUUAAAGCGGGUUAUGCAAAAAAGUAUUCAUUAUCAUCUUUGGCAGUCGUAAUAUGUACCGGUGCAAUAAUCAAACCAAAAGUACAGGAAGAAAUUAGAUGUAUCUUACCGUAUGCUCAAAUGUUACAAGGUUUCGCAAUGACAGAACUGGGUGGACUUGCGACGUUACAAUUUCCGCAUCAUAAAGCUGGAUCUUGUGGGACGGUAAUUGAGAAUGUAGAAAUAAAGAUUGUAGACCCAGAAAAUGGAAAGAUCCUUGAUCCGAAUAAUCAGGGAGAAUUGUGGAUAAAAACAGCAAUCAUAAUGAAUGGCUACUACAGAAAUCCUGAAGCGACAAAAAGGACUGUUGAUGAGGAAGGAUGGCUGCAUUCGGGUGAUAUUGGUUACUUUGACGAAGAUGGAGAACUCUAUAUUGUUGAUAGGAUAAAGGAACUUAUAAAAUACAGAGGAUUUCAAAUUUCACCUGGACAAGUUGAAGGUGUUUUAAUAACACACCCAGCAGUGAUGGAAGUUGCAGUACUAGCAGUGCCUCAUCCAAUAGAUGAUGAACAUCCUAUUGCUUUUGUUACCAAAGUGCCUGAUGCAAAGGUAACAGAGCAAGAGUUAAUAGACUUUGUAGCGAAUAACAUGAUGGAUCAAUAUAAACUUCGUGCUGGAGUGAUAUUUUUGGAUGCUUUUCCAUAUACAGGUUCAGGAAAAAUCGCGAGAAAAGAAUUGAAAACGAUGAUUAGAAAACUAACAGUUGAAUCAAAUAAUUAAUUAAAUUUAAUUACUAAUUAUUAUAUGUAAUUAUA